CAAAGUUCAGUGGAUGAUUGAGAUGGCCAAGGUUCAUUCUUUAGUGCCAAUUGCUCCGGCCGAUGCUUCUUGUUCUCCAUACACGGCUCCAAAGGGGGAAGCUUUCACGGUGUGGAUGAAGUCGCUCGUCAUGCAAGGAAAUGGCUGCACUGUUUUCAACCAGAAAGGCGAGAUCGUUUACCGUAUAGAUAACUACGAAAAGAAGGGUAGCAGAAAAGUUUUUCUCAUGGAUUUACGCGGAAAAGUUCUCUUCACCAUAAUUCAAAGGAAACUUCGAGUUUUUGGGCGCUGGGAGGGUUACAAAUGUAGUGAAUCCGAUGCGAAUGAUGGAAAACUUUGGUUUUGCGUCAAAAAAGGUUGUCCCAUGUUUAAAAGGAGAUCGUCCUGCCAAGUUUCUGUGCACUGUGAUAAGGCUCAGGCAAGAUGUUUUAACAUAGAGAGCACGGCUGGUAAAUUGGAAUUCAGCAUAGUCAACAGAACAGGAGGCCUGAUUGCAGAGGGAAAGAGGAAGCAGUCAUCUUCUGGAGUAUACCUAGGAGAAGAUGUUUUGACUUUGGCAGUGGAGCCUGAAGUUGAUCAUUCCCUAGUCGUGGCUCUUGUCGCUGUUUUCGGAUCAAUGCAUCGGAGAAUGUGAUCUAAUCUUGACAUAGUGAGAGCGGCGAGCCCACCACGCCUUCUAUUUUUAUUUUGGCCAAUGAGCAGUCUUUUUCCCUAAGAAAGCAGAAGCAAGGCAGAGAGUUCUUGUACAAUACUGUACAUUUUGUAAUAACACAAGAAGCGGAAAAUAUGAAAAUGAGCCACGCUUGUGUUCUCUCAAC
Molecule: messenger RNA, 818 nt
Organism: Rhodamnia argentea
Lineage: Eukaryota; Viridiplantae; Streptophyta; Magnoliopsida; Myrtales; Myrtaceae
Product: protein LURP-one-related 11-like
Exons: 3
Coding region: 14-634 (206 amino acids)
Source: RefSeq, a predicted model, not a curated record